UCUUGUUAUGUGGUUGUGACUAUUGCAUUGGGUUCAUUUCUUUGAAAGAUUAUUCUCCCCAAGUUGUUUUCAGCUGGAGGAAAAUCGUUUUGAGAGAUGAAAAUAACCGCGAUAAUAGUUCUAAGCGGGUAUUUAAUUUGUGCCUCGAGUGAUGCUCAGUAUCCUUGGACAAAUGACUCGUUCCAUAAAUCUAUGUGUGGCAAAGCAGCUUGCGAGGAAUUGGUGAUAGAAACGGUAGCAGGUAAAAUUCAAGGCAGAGCUUUCGAGUCAGUUUUGAAUAAAGCAGAAUAUUACGCAUUUCUUGGAAUACCUUACGCUAAACCACCAGUGGGAUAUUUACGGUUUCAAGUUUCUCAACCCGUUGACCAUUGGCAUGGUAUAUACCCGGCUUAUUACGAGAAAAGUAUUUGUCCACAGAUAUACUUUGUAACCGAACUUAUAGGAAUGAGUGCUGAAGAUUGUUUGUAUUUGAAUGUUUACGUUCCACAAGUGAGUCCUUUGACCUUACUUUAUAUUCCUCGAAAAAUUGUUUCUCUUAAACCGGUGAUCGUGACCAUCCAUGGGGGAGCUUUCAUCGCUUUAAGUGGGUCAAAGUUGUUCUAUUCACCUGAUUAUUUGAUUACUAAGGAUGUCGUUGUCGUGUCCAUCAAUUAUCGCCUAGGAGUUCUAGGAUUUUUGAAUCUGGGAAUACCCGAAUGUGCUGGGAAUAUGGGUUUGAAGGAUCAAGUGAUGGCUUUGAAAUGGAUACAGCAAAAUAUCGCGAGAUUUGGUGGUGAUCCGAAAAACGUUAUGAUUUCAGGAGAAAGUGCUGGUGGAGCUUCAGUUCACUUUCAUCUCUUGUCACCCAUGUCCAGAGGACUUUUCCAUAAAGCAAUCGUAAGAAGUGGCACAUCUUUGAGUCCUUGGGCUCUCACUUAUAAUCCUAUCGUUCGAGCAUUUGAAAUCGGUGAACUAUGCGGAUAUCGUGGUAAAGACCGGUACAAGCUGUUGACGCAUUUGAAGACUAAAUCACUCUCGUAUAUUUCGGCUGCAGCUGCGCAGUGGUUUUUUCAUUACAGACAAGUAGGAUGUUUUGUCUAUAUAGCUUAAUUAAGCACAUAUUUUUCAAUUAUUUUGAUAGGCAACAUUUUAGUUGAUUUUAGGUUUACCCCGCAAGGCCUUUAAUAAUCGGGCCUUCUGUUGAGAUGCAUACCAAAGGAGCCUUUUUACCAGACUUUCCUUCGAAUUUGAUCAAAUCAGCGAUCCCAGUUCCUACCAUUUUCGGAUUCGAUAACAAAGAAGGAGUGUUCAUAAUUAUAGAUAUCGACAAUCAAUCGGUGGAAAAAGUGAGCAGAAGUUUUUCACUGCUCGUAACUGAUAAUUUUCCAGUAUACCCUAAGUCAGUUGCUGAAGUCAGUUUAAAGAUAAAACAACAAUAUUUUGGUAACAAACGAGUUGGAUUAAAAACUGCCAAUGAAUUA
Messenger RNA from Planococcus citri (citrus mealybug), 1460 nucleotides. Its product is annotated as esterase E4-like. Gene Ontology annotation, molecular function: serine hydrolase activity. The coding region runs from base 97 to 1089 and encodes 330 amino acids. The transcript has 6 exons. NCBI's taxonomy places the organism in Eukaryota, Metazoa, Arthropoda, Insecta, Hemiptera, Pseudococcidae. The record is from RefSeq and is a predicted model, not a curated record.